Molecule: messenger RNA, 2436 nt
Organism: Dictyostelium discoideum AX4
Lineage: Eukaryota; Evosea; Eumycetozoa; Dictyosteliales; Dictyosteliaceae
Exons: 1
Coding region: 1-2436 (811 amino acids)
Biological process (GO): tRNA processing
Molecular function (GO): 3'-tRNA processing endoribonuclease activity
Source: RefSeq, a predicted model, not a curated record
AUGAAAUCAUUUUUAGAAAUUACAGGAGAAAAUGGUGAUACACCAACAACAAGUUAUUUAUUUUCAGAUUCUGAUAGAUAUUUUUUUGAUUGUGGUGAUGGAUUUCAAAGAUUCAUUAAAGGAAGGUCAAAUAUAACAUUUGGUAAAAUUAAAUCAAUAUUCAUAACAUCAUUAUCAUGGGAUUGUAUUGGUGGGUUAAUUGGUCUAUUCUUAACUAUGGCAGAAUUGAAUAUUAAAGUUCGUUUAUAUGGUCCAAAAGGUUUACAUAAAUUAUUUACAUCAUCAAGAGAAUUUCAAUAUCAAUUGAAUGUAGAAAUUUAUGAAGUUGAUUCAACAAUAAUUCAAACUAUUAAAGAUGAUUCAUUUACAUUUUAUACAUUACCAAUUACUAAUAAAAACAAUAAAGAUGAUGAUAAUGAUGAAAUUAAAUCGAUUAUUGAUGAAAGUAAAACUCCAACUUUAGCAUAUUAUGGUAGAAAUCCACAACCUAUACCAACAACUAUUGAGAAUGAUUAUGAAUAUGAAGAAAGUUCAAUAGUUUGUUAUAUUGGUAUGACAAAAGAUUUUAAAGGUAAAUUCUAUCCAGAGAAAGCUGUAGCAUUAGGUGUACCAAAAGGUAUUUCAUUUAAACAUUUACAAGAUGGCAAAUCUGUGACAAAUAAAGAUGGAGUUACAAUUACACCUGAUCAAGUUAUGGAUAAAUCGAUUAAAGGUACAAAAUUUGCAAUCAUUAGAUGUCCAUCAAUUGAAUAUUUACCAAGUUUAAAAUCACAUCUUUCAAUGUUUACAGAUAUUCAUAUUGUAAAUCAUAUAGUUCCAAAUGAAGUUUUAUCAAAUUUAAAUUAUAUUAAAUUUAUGGAAGAUAUUAAUCAACAAUCAACAGCAGCAGCAAUUAAUACAAAACAUAUUAUUGUAAAUAAUGAAAAUUGUGAAAGGGUUUCAGGUUGUCAAUCAUCUGAUAAUCAAAUUUUAAAACUUCAAAAAUUUAUACCAUCAUUAUUUCCAAUGAAACAACAAUCUAGUGAACAUGAUAGUUUAGUUAAAUCAAUUGAAUUUUUAAAUGAUUCAAAAAUAUUAAAAGAUCAAAUUAAUGUUUUCCCAUGUAAAGAAACUACAAAUUUAAUAUUAGGUCCACCACAAAAUGCAGGUGAUAUUGAAUUUUUACCAUUAAAUAAUAAUAAUAAUGGCGAAGGUGGUGUUGAUUCAAAUGAAAAUGAAGGUUCUUCUGAUAAUAAAUCAAUGGAAGAAUUUAUAAAUACAGAACAAGGUCAAUUAUUUAAAAAACAAUUAGAUCAACAAGUUGAACAAUUAGAAUCAAAUCCAAAUAAAUGUUGUCAUCCAAAAAUAUUAUUCACAGGUACAGGUUCAGCAAUACCAAGUAAAUAUAGAAAUGUUACAGGUAAUUUCAUAACAUUGGCAGAUGAUCAAAAUAUUCUAUUAGAUGCAGGUGAAGGUACAUUUGGUCAAUUGUAUCGUUUCUUUGGUCCAAUUGAAGUGAAAAAGCAAUUAAUUAAUUUGAAAAUGAUUUGGUUAUCACAUUUACAUGCUGAUCAUCAUUUAGGUAUACCAAAUAUUUGUGAAAAAAGACAACAAUAUGCUCAAGAAUUAGGUUUAAAAGAUAAUGAAUUAGAGCCAUUAAUUAUAAUUGGACCAGAGGCAUUGAUUCAAUGGGUUAAUGAAUUAUCAGUUAUUGUAAAUUUAAAAUUCAUUGGUAUUGCUAUCAAUGGUAAUCAUUCAAAUCAAUUGGUACAAACUUGUAAGAAAUUAAAUAUUAAAUCAUUUUCAAUGGUACCUGUAAUUCAUUGUAAUUAUGCUUUUGGUUUAGUUAUUGAAUGGAAUGAUGGAUUCAAAUUAACUUAUUCAGGUGAUACUCGUCCUUGUAAAUUCCUAUCUGAAAUGGGUAAAGAUUCAUGUGUACAAAUUCAUGAAGCAACUUUUGAAGAUGAAAAACAAAUGGAUGCUGUCUCAAAAAGACAUUCAACUGUUGGUGAAGCUUUAGAAGUUGGUAGAUUAAUGAAUUGUAAAUUCUCUUUAUUAACUCAUUUUAGUCAACGUUAUCCAAAUUUAAAAAUGGGUACAUAUAAAGAUACAAAUUAUGGUUUGGCAAUUGAUUUACUUCAAAUUUCACCUUAUCAAUAUCCAUUAGUUUAUAAAAUGAUUGAACCAUUUUCUUUAUUAUUUGAAAAUGAAGCUCAAAAGAAAUUAGAUAAAAAAUCAACUCAACCAACAACAACAAGUAAAUCAAAAUCUACAAAAACAGAAGAUGAAAAUAAUACAAUUGAAAAAGAUGCUAAAAGAUUAGAGAAAUAUCAAAAUAAAUAUAAAGAUGAAGUAAUAUUACCAGCUUAUGUAUAUAAUAUUGAUUCAAAUUCUUUAACUUUAAUAGAAAAUACAUUUGAUGAUUUAUCAAGUCAACCUCAAUUUGAAGAUGAUUAA